UAAGCUGGGUGUGCCUGUGAGGAAUUCAAAGCAAAGAGCAUUUCUGUGUGAUCAGAGCUGUGCUCCUCUGUCAUGCUCAGUUUACCCAGCGCCUCUGCCUUUCACACUCACACACGCUGACGUGAAACGCCGGGAAAAGUUUACGACGUCUGCUCAGCCAGAGUGGGCGGGAUGAUUGGGACCAUCUGCGAAUGGUUCUGGUGGGACCACCUCUGGCUGCCCGUCAACCUGACGUGGGCAGAUCUAGAAGACAAGGAUGGACGGGUUUACGCCAAAGUGUCUGACUUAUACUUAACCUUGCCCUACUCUGUAGGUUUCCUCAUAGUCCGGUACAUCUUUGAAAGGUUUGUAGCCAUGCCGUUUGCAAGUGCCCUCGGUGUGACAGAAAAGAACAGACAGAAAGUGCAGCACAACCCUAUUCUGGAGCAUUAUUUCACUUCCUGCUCCAAAACCCCAGGGCAGGCAGAUAUUCAGGGCCUGUCAAAAAAAUGUAGCAUCUCCAGCAGACAGGUGGAGCGCUGGUUCCGAAGGAGACGCAAUCAGGAACGUCCAGGGGUCCUCAAGAAAUUCAGAGAGGCCAGCUGGAGAUUUGUAUUUUACCUCGGAGCCUUUAUUGGUGGUGUUGUAGCUCUGUAUGAUAAACCAUGGUUUUACAAUUUACGAGAGGUGUGGAAUGCUUAUCCGAAACAGUCCUUGUUGGAGUCUCAGUACUGGUACUACAUCCUGGAGAUGAGCUUUUACUGGUCUCUGCUUUUCAGCAUUACGUUCGAUGUGAAACGAAAAGACUUCAAGGAGCAGAUAAUUCACCACUUAGCCACAUUGACACUGCUGGCAUUUUCCUGGUGUGGAAACUAUAUUCGAGUAGGAACUUUGGUCAUGCUUGUGCAUGAUAGCUCUGAUGUGUUUUUAGAGUCUGCCAAGAUUUGUAACUAUGCUAAAUGGGAGAAAACCUGCAAUGGCAUUUUCGUUCUGUUUGCCGUUAUGUUCAUGUUAACGAGACUCGUUAUCUUUCCAUUCUGGAUCAUCCACUGCACAUGGGUCUACCCACCUGACUACUACCCAGUUUUCUUUGGGUAUUACUUCUUUAAUGCUAUACUUGUCAUCCUACUGAUGCUACACAUAUUCUGGGCUUACCUGAUCCUCCGCAUGGUGAAGAAAUUUCUCUUUGGAAGUUUAACCAAAGAUGAGAGAAGUGACAAUGAAGAAGAGGAAGAUGAAGGGGAGAACAGCAUGCCUGAGGACCAUGAUGGACACCCAAAAGUCACCAAUGGCUGUGGAGCCAACCAUCACUAACAAACCAGAUGCUUUUGCAGUUUCUCUUGUUGCUCAUGACUGAAGGAUCCUAAUGAAGUUUUUCAUUUUUAUUUUUUUCAAAAGAAGACCUAGACUCCCAUGGUGUUCAGCCACCUUAACUGGAUUCAGACUAUGAGAGAAACUUUUGAGCUAUUACCACCAUGAAAGUACCAGAGACCUGACCAAAAACACACUUGUAUUUGUCAACAAUAUAAACCAAACAAGUGCUCGUUUCCUGAGUGCCAAUAGAAUCUGCUUGCCUUGGCUUCUCUGCUGUGGCCACACUCUCUACAUGAACCACAAAGUAAGCAAGAAGAAAAAAAAUUCCAUUGUGCAUAAGCUGAUCCUCAUUGUUCACUGGAACACAAUACUACAGAAUGACCUGGAUGCAGCUGAGGCUUGUCUGCUGUUUCUCAUCAGUGAGAUGAAAUCACACUACUGGUUUUUAACUUGCAUGAAAACACUAUAGAAAGAAAAAAGAAAUCUCUUAAUCCCAUGAUGUGAGUUCCAGAUCUUGUAUUGAAAAGUUGCAUUGUAGAAAAGGCAUUACACUGAAUGUAGAACUCCAGCCAAGACAAGUUUGCUUGUUCAGCUUCAUGGAGGACAAACAACUCUAAUGUUGCUAACAAGCAAGGAAAUGAAUUUAUACCUAGCCUAACAUGUUCAAAUGCAAUGUGUAAAUCAUCACCUUCUUGUCUGCUUGUGGCUCUGUCUUUGUUUGAAGUCUUAUUUAAUGUAUUGUUGAGAAGUGAGA
Hemibagrus wyckioides is the source of this 2047-nucleotide messenger RNA. RefSeq names its product ceramide synthase 3a (gene cers3a). Gene Ontology annotation, molecular function: sphingosine N-acyltransferase activity; DNA binding. The record is from RefSeq and is a predicted model, not a curated record. Gene Ontology annotation, biological process: ceramide biosynthetic process. NCBI's taxonomy places the organism in Eukaryota, Metazoa, Chordata, Actinopteri, Siluriformes, Bagridae. Gene Ontology annotation, cellular component: membrane. Bases 172 to 1293 code for a protein of 373 amino acids. The transcript has 11 exons.